GACGCUCCUUCUAUCAAAUAUUCCAGGAACAAGAAGACAACCUCUAAGCACAACUGUUCACCUGUCACCAGGGCAAAAGGUUAGUUUUACAGCAGCAAUUUUUUAAUAUUUAAAGAAUCAAGGUACCCUUUAAAAUUAUGGACAGUCCCGAGGCACCCUUUAAAUUAUGGACAGUCCCGAGGCACCCUUUAAAAUUUAUGGACAGUCCCGAGGCACCCUUUAAAAUUAUGGACAGUCCCGAGGCACCCUUUAAAAUUAGGGACAGUCCCCAGGCACCCUUUAAAAUUAGGGACAGUCCCGAGGCACCCUUUAAAAUUACAGACAGUCCCGAGGCACCCUUUAAAAUUAGGGACAGUCCCGAGGCACCCUUUAAAAUUAGGGACAGUCCCGAGGCACCCUUUAAAAUUAGGGACAGUCCCGGGGCACCCUUUAAAAUUAGGGACAGUCCCGAGGCACCCUUUAAAAUUAUGGACAGUCCCGGGUUACCCUUUAAAAUUAGGGACAGUUCCGAGGCACCCUUUAAAAUUAUGGACAGUCCCGAGAAACCCUUUGAAAUUAUGGACAGUCCCGAGGCACCCUUUAAAAUUAUGGACAGUCCUGAGGUACCCCAUUCUAAA
Molecule: messenger RNA, 617 nt
Organism: Staurois parvus
Lineage: Eukaryota; Metazoa; Chordata; Amphibia; Anura; Ranidae
Source: the annotation of a GenBank genome assembly